AAGCAAACUGAUAUUGAGAGCCAGUUGUGCGACGAGUAGGUCUCUCUCGAACUUUAUCCGGUCACCGUCCGGCGACAAUGUUACAGUUUCCAGGCUUCAUGAAACAGUACCUGUGGUCAAUCAGGACAAUUCAGACGUCGUUUCUGCUGCCGUCUCAAUGGCCCCAACCCCACAGCGAAGAGCUCCUCCUCGCCAUGGAGGAGGCCGAUUACGACGAAAAGUGUAAUGAAAUCCGAAAGAGCCACAGCAACCAGAUUAUGAUUGGGAAACCGACUGUUGAUGUUGAUAAAGAAGACUAUGAUAAUGAUGCUGACGAUGAUGAUGUGGACGAUGCAGAGGAUUCUGAGGGCGAAGAGUUUGAGCAGGAAACCGGUUGAAAAUGCCAGAACCCCUCUUCUGUUUUUAGUUUUAACAUUAUAUACUUGCUUAUGAUCUGGCGUCAAUAUAUCAAUGUGUGCACUCCAUAUUCUCUUAAACAAAUAUGUUGACUUGUGCCAAUUGAGCGACAUUUAUAUGGGUGUAGCUUCCGCCAUAGUUGCUUUUAUGCUUUGGUAUCCUUCAUUUACACAGUUGUAUACAAUGACCCGUAAUGAGGC
Molecule: messenger RNA, 596 nt
Organism: Rosa rugosa (rugosa rose)
Lineage: Eukaryota; Viridiplantae; Streptophyta; Magnoliopsida; Rosales; Rosaceae
Exons: 1
Coding region: 78-377 (99 amino acids)
Biological process (GO): regulation of mitotic cell cycle spindle assembly checkpoint
Cellular component (GO): anaphase-promoting complex
Source: RefSeq, a predicted model, not a curated record